GAGGUUCUCUCGGUGGCAUUGUUGAGGGGGCUGUCGAGGGCGUUGGGGCAUGCCGUUUUUGCGCUGGAGGAUUGUGGAAUGCGGAAAAGUGAGGUGUUUAUCGAUGUCAAGUAUGCGACCUUUUAUGUGUGUGUGAGAUCAAAAUUGAGACUGUAUCCAUGUGGUUCGAGAUGCUUAAAAUGUCAUUGAAUUUACGUUGGUUGAAGUGAAGGCGUCAUUGUGCGUUGGAAGAAACCGGAUUCAGGCAGACAAAAAAAAAACAUUUGUAACAAACUGUUAAAGGCUUUGAACUGGAAGUGAAAGAUAUUAAAACAGCUGGGGAGAGGAUAUAGCAGGAAUCUGAAGCAUUCUGCAUGUGAUACCAAGCAAGAAAAUGACAUCCAUUAUCAAGAACCAGAUUUUGAAGCAUUUAUCCAAGUUCGCCAAGAACCUGACGGCGGACAAGAUCAACAUCAGCACCAUGCGCGGCGAGGGCGAGAUGUCCAACCUGGAGCUGAACGAGGCGGUCAUGACCGACCUGCUCGAGCUCCCCGCUUGGAUGCGCAUCACGCGCGUCUGGUGUAACCGGGUCGCCGUGCGCAUCCACUGGACCAAGCUCAAGUCUGUGCCCAUCUAUGUG
Molecule: messenger RNA, 619 nt
Organism: Pollicipes pollicipes
Lineage: Eukaryota; Metazoa; Arthropoda; Thecostraca; Pollicipedomorpha; Pollicipedidae
Product: UHRF1-binding protein 1
Source: RefSeq, a predicted model, not a curated record